AUGCGUUGCAGAAAGCAAAGCAUUGGAUUUUAUUGUGUUGGAAGAGAGCCGGCUGCCCAAGACCAGGCACGUUGGGAAAGCCAGAAAUUGAAGCACAUCUUGGAGAUUCAAGAGCAACAAUUUGGCAAGGAGGAUCGAGACACACUCAACACCAAGAUCGAUCUGGCGGCCGCUCUGCAGCUGCAAAACGAUUUCACGGGAGCGCAGAAACAACUGGAAGAAGUAUUUGAAGCUCUUGGCCGAGCUCAAUCUGCCGAUCUGAAGCCACAACUGGAGGAAGUAUCUGAAGCUCUUGGCCGAGCUGGACCUACCGAUCUCAAGGAUGAACUUCAUGGUUGCUGUGAAACAUCAGCAUGUGCCCACCCUACCACCCGGAAGGAUGACCCAAUCACACGCAGGGCGGUCGACUGCUUUGCGAGUUUACUUGGAUGCCUUCACGAAGACAAGGAGACAAUGUUGAAGGAAGUCUCGAAAAUGCAAUCGCAAAAGCUUGGGGAGGAGCAUCCACUGACCGUGAACUCCAAGGCCGACCUGGCAGUUGUUCUACAAGAACGGGACGAGCAAAAAGAAGCCGCUCAAGUGUUGAAGGAAAUUUUGCAAGAACCACAUGGACAUGACGUGGGCAUUGAUUUUCUGAAAGAUCUUACACUUAGCCCUGGACCUGCUGCUGCGGCGAAGGACUCAGCCAUAGAUGACAAGAAGAAGUUCACUCUGCACUUCGUUGCGAAAGAGCGAGCACAUGCUAACACCGAAGAGACCAGUGACAUCAAAUAUGAAGGAAAGAUUCGAUCCGGUGCCUCUGCUUGCUGGAUCUCCUUUCCGGGCAAGUUUGCUGCAGGGUGGGAUGCGUUGGUUGCUGAAUUGCACGGCGAUAGCGUGGCCUGCGUCUUCUUGAGCACGCCAGACUCUGGCCUAGGCUGGCACCACAAGUUCGCUGAUGGAAGUUGCUACUGCAAGCAUAUUUACGGAGAAAGAGACUUUGAGACAUUUGGCUAUUUGGUGAAAAUGAAAGACCGUGACAGUGAGAAGUUGAAGCGCGAGCAAGCGAAGGCCAAACUGACGCAUGCCGUCGUUGUCGCUGCAGAUGCCACAGAUAAAGAGGAGGAGAAAUGCAGACAAGAGGCCGAAAGAAGAUGGAAGGAGAACGGCAAGACGGCAGCGUGGGGAUGUCAAUGGUUUCAUGCUUGGAAGGAGAAGGUGCAAUCCAGUGGCAAGACAUGA
Cladocopium goreaui is the source of this 1221-nucleotide messenger RNA. The record is from the annotation of a GenBank genome assembly. Lineage: Eukaryota; Dinophyceae; Suessiales; Symbiodiniaceae.